Cooperia oncophora is the source of this 525-nucleotide messenger RNA. The record is from the annotation of a GenBank genome assembly. Lineage: Eukaryota; Metazoa; Nematoda; Chromadorea; Rhabditida; Trichostrongylidae.
AUGUUCGACCAAAUCGACGAAUUAGCUGAAGAUGCUAGAUGUAUGGUAUUUGUGCUCAUAGAUGAGAUCGAAUCCCUUGGAAUGUCACGCGAUGCAUCAACCAGUCGUGGUGAUCCAGCUGAUUCCAUUCGUGCCGUUAAUGCUUUACUCACUCAGAUUGACAGGAUCAGGCGGAGACCAAAUGUGAUCGUCCUUUGCACAUCAAAUAUGGAGGGUUGUCUUGAUCGAGCGCUGCUGGAUCGAGCCGAUGUCGUUCGUCAUGUAGGACAACCAUCUGCAAACGCUCUGUACACUGUUUUAGCAAAAUGUGUUGGAGAGCUCAUGAGGAUUGGACUUGUUGUCUCUGAUCAACAACUGCCGUCGAUCAGAGAGGUCAAUUCCCUCGAACUAGAGAGUUCCCCUGCGCGUGAACUUAUGGAAUUAGCUACACUGGCUCUAGGCCUAAGCGGACGAUCCAUACGACAGGUUCCAGCGUUAGCAUGGUCCAAGCGGAACUCUGUAUCAUCUUGCCGAUGCUGGUGUUAG